Molecule: messenger RNA, 1039 nt
Organism: Nipponia nippon (crested ibis)
Lineage: Eukaryota; Metazoa; Chordata; Aves; Pelecaniformes; Threskiornithidae
Product: guanylyl cyclase-activating protein 1-like
Molecular function (GO): calcium ion binding
Source: RefSeq, a predicted model, not a curated record
AGAUCCCUCACUUAACUGACACUAAUGUUGAACGUGGACAGGAGCAGAUGGGCAGUGCUGCGAGAGCAACAGGAGGAAGAGGAUCAUUCCUGUAGCGCCAUUCUUCUGACCACGCAUACACAUGGGGAACAAUAACAGCUCCACAGUGGAUGAUCUGCAGGCUAUUGAGAUCCACCACUGGUACAAAAAGUUCAUGACGGAGUGUCCUUCUGGACAGCUGACGGAGCAUGAAUUUAAACAGUUCUUUGGGCUUCGAGGGCUGGAUCCAGAGGCCAAUGAGUACAUUGAGCAGAUGUUCCGCACGUUUGACAUGAACAAGGAUGGAUAUAUUGACUUCAUGGAAUAUGUGGCUGCCCUCAGCCUCGUUCUCCGUGGGAAGAUGGAGCAGAAAUUGCGGUGGUAUUUCAAGCUGUAUGAUGUAGACGGCAAUGGCUGCAUUGAUCGACAUGAAUUGCUCAACAUCAUUAAGGCUAUUCGAGCUAUUAAUGGUGGUGACCAUGAAACUAGUGCAGAAGAGUUCACCAACCGAGUCUUCAACAAAAUUGAUGUGAAUGGAGAUGGUGAACUUUCUCUGGAUGAAUUUGUGGAGGGAGCAAGGAAAGACGAGGAGUUCAUGGAGGUUAUGAUGAAAAGUUUGGACCUGUCACACAUUGUGGCCAUGAUCAACAACCGUCGGCAUAGCGUAUAAAUCAAGCUGGGAGAAAAUGCUGUGCCAAUAGACAGAAGGGUGUACACACACCAGAAAGGAGAGAGAGCAUUUUUUAAAACAAACAAAAUUUCCAUAAACACGCCUAUGGAAGUAGGAACAGAAAUACACUGCUAUAUUUGUGUAUUUGAGUGCAUGUUCCUGUACGAAUAUUGUAGCUCAGCCACAUACAUGCAGGGCAGGUUCAGACAAAAUGGAUCUGGGUGGCAAUAUUUGACUUGACCUCCUAAAAUUUAAAGGCCAAGUUUCAGGGCACAAAUUUCAUCCUUAUUCUGUGUCCCAGAUUGUGGCUUUGCAAUGGACUAAAAGUAACGCUAAGUUUGUGAAGAGCAC